Messenger RNA from Ahaetulla prasina, 4667 nucleotides. RefSeq names its product zinc finger SWIM-type containing 5 (gene ZSWIM5). Bases 25 to 3663 code for a protein of 1212 amino acids. NCBI's taxonomy places the organism in Eukaryota, Metazoa, Chordata, Lepidosauria, Squamata, Colubridae. The record is from RefSeq and is a predicted model, not a curated record. Gene Ontology annotation, molecular function: zinc ion binding. Gene Ontology annotation, cellular component: Cul2-RING ubiquitin ligase complex. The transcript is spliced from 14 exons.
GAACUCAGUGGGUCGGACGCAGCCAUGGCGGAGGGAGGCGAGGGAGAGGAGCUGCUCCGACCGCCGCUGCCCGCCGCGGGGUCGCCGGGCCCCAAGCGCCUGUGCUCGCGGGUGGUGGGGGCGGCGACGCUGCCUCGAGCCGGGGUCUACCCGGGAGGUCCCGUCGGAACGGCGGCGACGGGCGGGGGCUGCGGCGGAGGCGACGGCGGGACGCGCGGCUGCUGCCCCCCGGGCGGGCCGGGCACGGGGCCUGGCUGCGGGCCGGAGGGGGCGCUGCUGCCCCUGCUGCAACCCGAGUCGCUGCUGGACGCGGCAGCCAAGCGGGUGGCAGGCAGCUGGGCCUUCGAGCGGGUGGAGGGCCGCUUCCAGCGCAUCCCGGAGCCCGUGCAGCGCCGCAUCGUCUAUUGGAGCUUCCCCCGCAGCGAGCGUCAGAUAUGCAUGUACUCCAGCUUCCAGCCCGGCCGACCCAGCGGCAACGGGGCAUCCGGCAGCGCCUCGGCAGCCGCGGCCGGCGGUGGGACGAACAUCGGAGUCGGAGGAGAGGAGAACCCGGCGGCCGUCCCUGGUCCAGCUGUUCCCUCGGGGGCGUCCGGCCCGGCCCCUUUGCCGGCCGCCGCCAGCGCCGCCAUCUCCGAGGGGCUCCCGUUCCGCAGAGGCAUCCGCCUCCUGGAGACAGGCGCCGUGGAUAACGUGCUUCAAGUGGGAUUCCACCUGAGUGGCACUGUGACAGAAGCAGCAACUGCAACUGAGCCAGAAAUGACCUACAAAGUGGCCAUCAGCUUUGACCGGUGCAAGAUAACAUCUGUGACAUGUGAUUGUGGGAACAAGGACAUUUUCUAUUGCGCUCAUGUUGUGGCACUCUCCCUCUACAGGAUUCGCAAGCCUGAUCAGGUCAAACUUCGUCUUCCCAUAUCAGAGACUCUUUUUCAAAUGAAUAGGGACCAGCUCCAAAAGUUUGUUCAGUAUUUGAUUACAGCUCACCACACUGAAGUGCUCCCAACAGCCCAGAAAUUGGCUGAUGAAAUCUUGUCCUCCAACUCUGAAAUCAAUCAAGUGCAUGGUGCUCCAGACCCUACUGCAGGAGCCAGUAUUGAUGAUGAAAAUUGCUGGCAUUUGGAUGAGGAACAGGUUCGAGAGCAGGUGAAGCUGUUCCUCUCCCAAGGAGGGUACUAUGGCUCUGGGAAGCAACUCAAUUCCAUGUUUGCUAAGGUCCGUGAAAUGCUGCGCAUGAGAGAUUCUAAUGGAGCUAGGAUGCUGACGCUGAUAACAGAGCAGUUCAUGGCAGAUCCACGUCUUGCUCUCUGGAGACAACAAGGAACAGGCAUGACUGACAAAUGUCGACAACUGUGGGAUGAGUUGGGGGCCCUAUGGGUGUGUGUUGUAUUAAAUCCACACUGCACACUAGAAGAAAAGGCAUGCUGGCUGCGACAGCUCCGGAAGUGGGAUGACAUGGAUAUUUGUCCACUGGAAGAUGGAAACUACAGCAAUGAACUUCCCAACAUCACUAGUGCACUUACUCAGAGCUCUAGUCACAGGCAAAGCUCUUUAACAAGGCCACGGCGCACAGUAUUCACUCGUGCCAUUGAAGGCUGUGACCUCCACUGGCAGGACAGUCACCUCCAGCGAAUAAUCAGCAGUGAUUUCUACAUUUCUCCAUCUUACCCCAGGGAGGGUGAGGGCCUUCUUUUCAACUCACAAGGACAACCGUUGUGGCUGGAACAUGUCCCAACUGCUUGUGCCCGGGUUGAUGCCCUACGGUCCCAUGGAUACCCCAAGGAGGCUCUCCGUCUAACUGUGGCCAUAAUCAACACGCUGAGACUGCAGCAACAGAGGCAGCUGGAGAUAUACAAGCAUCAGAAGAAAGAACUAUUGCAAAGAGGAGCAACCACCAUCACAAACCUGGAAAGCUGGGUAGGACAUCCUCUCAAUCCGAUUGGCUGCUUAUUUCUCACUUUGACAGAAGCAUGUCGAAUAGAGGAUGAAAACAGCCUUGAUAUUUCAGAUGCUGGUGAGUCAAAGCCUCCAGUGUAUCAGCAUGUGCCUGUGGCCAACAAUUGCCCUGAGAGUGGGGAAUCCUACCUAUCUCUGGCUUUGGAAGUGGCACUGAUGGGGAUGGGGCAGCAACGGGUGAUGCCAGAAGGCCUUUAUGCACAAGACAAAGUGUGGCGUAAUGAGGAACAGAUUAUUGCCUGCCUGCAAGAGCUGGAGCUUGAUGCUGUGUUGGUGCAGACCCUACGCAAGCAGUGCAUUCUGCUUCUGGAAGGUGGUCCCUUUAGUGGCCUUGGCGAAGUCAUCCACCGGGAAAGUGUACCUAUGCACACUUUUGCAAAGUACCUCUUUUCUGCCUUACUGCCCCAUGAUGCUGAUCUGGCCUACAAGCUGGCAUUGCGGUCCAUGAGGCUGCCGGUUUUGGAGACAACUCCCUCAGGUGAUGUCACACAUCCUCACCACAUUGUUUCAGUGGUCCCUAGCAGGUAUCCCCGUUGGUUUACUCUGGGGCACUUGGAAUCACAACAGUGUGAACUUGCUUCCACUAUGCUGACAGCAGCCAAAGGUGACAUGCUGCGUCUACGGACUGUCUUAGAAGCAAUUCAGAAGAACAUCCACUCCUCUUCCUUGAUCUUCAAACUGGCUCAGGAUGCUUUUAAGAUUGCCACACCUGCUGAUAGUAAUGCUGAUACAACACUACUUAAUGUGGCACUGGAGUUGGGGCUACAAGUGAUGCGCAUGACCUUAUCAACAUUGAACUGGAGACGGAGGGAGAUGGUGCGAUGGCUGGUGACCUGUGCUACAGAAGUUGGUGUCCGGGCCCUGGUCAGCAUCUUGCAGAGUUGGUAUUCACUCUUUACCCCUACUGAAGCAACUAGCAUAGUAGCAGCAACAGUGAUGUCCCACAGUACCAUCCUCCGCCUCAGCUUGGACUAUCCACAGCGAGAAGAACUGGCUAGUUGUGCUCGCACGCUGGCCCUGCAGUGUGCCAUGAAGGAUCCGCAAAACUGUGCGCUCUCGGCUCUUACCCUCUGCGAGAAGGACCACAUUGCUUUUGAGACUGCUUACCAAAUUGUUAUAGACGCUGCAUCCACUGGCAUGACUUAUUCCCAACUCUUCACCAUUGCACGGUACAUGGAGCACCGCGGGUACCCAUUACGGGCCUUCAAGCUGGCCUCGCUUGCCAUGACACACCUCAACCUAGCCUAUAACCAGGACACACACCCUGCCAUCAAUGAUGUGCUUUGGGCAUGUGCACUCAGCCAUUCCCUUGGUAAGAAUGAGCUGGCCGCUAUUAUUCCAUUAGUAGUGAAGAGCGUGCACUGUGCCACAGUGUUAUCGGACAUUCUGCGCCGCUGCACCAUGACGGCGCCAGGCCUUGCUGGCAUCCCUGGCCGCAGGAACUCUGGGAAACUGAUGUCAACGGACAAAGCACCUUUGCGCCAACUGCUGGAUGCUACAAUAAGCGCUUACAUCAAUACCACACACUCCCGUCUUACCCACAUCAGCCCACGGCAUUAUGGGGAGUUUAUUGAGUUUCUGAGCAAAGCUCGGGAGACUUUCCUGCUUGCUCAGGACGGCCACAUUCAGUUUGCGCAGUUCAUAGACAACCUUAAGCAGAUCUAUAAGGGCAAGAAAAAGCUUAUGUUGCUAGUGCGAGAACGAUUUGGUUGAACUUCUGCGUUAGGAGAAAAAGGGAAGAAGAAACCCCGAUCGUUGUUGGUGGAAUCAUGCUUAUCAGGCAAGACUAACUGUAGUGUUCAUCGUAGAAAAAUCUCCCAAUUCUUUUGAGGAACAUAUACCAAAAGUAGCAUGACAGGAAGAGUUUGCUUCCCAAUGACCACUUACUUGCAAACACUUCAGCAAUACCAAAAGGCUAACUAGGAAACUGAAUACCUCUUUCCCAAGCAGCAUGGUGGAUGGAGGCAGAAAAGCAGCCAAUAUGGAAGCACAUUACUCAGCCUCUUGCGCUGCCAUCUGUGUUCUCAGCUGGCGGGUUUUGAGAUGUCCAUCCUGCCAUAACUGGCAUCACCAUUUAGUGCAGCCUUCUCCAACCUGGUACCCUCCAGAUUUGCCAGACUUCAAACUAUUUGCUUGGCUGGGGAAUAGGAUGAGUUGACUCCAGAGUAACUGGGGCGAGGGAAGGAGGGGAAUAGGCUGGGGGGGUGGUUGGUUUAGUAUGUGUGCAAGUGCGUGCGUAUGAAAAUCCUUAAUUAAAAAAACCUAAAGUUUAACGGUUCUCAGGGAUUGCUUUACUAAAAGUAACAGAAGCAUUUAUGAUACUGUAAAUACAAUAGUAUAUGUGUCCAUUAUUAAAUUGUAAAGUUCAAAUUAUUUAUAAUUAUUCUUUUUGUUUUGUUUUGUUUUUGUUUGUUGGGGGAUACUUGAAAUGUGUUGUGGGCUGGGCUAAGCAUUUCCAAACCUGAGAAAUAUGAACAUUUCUCAGGUUUUAUCCCAGCAUUGUUGGCAAAAAAAAAUAAAAAUGGAUGGGGUAAACAAGCUAUAAACAAUAGCUUGAUCAGACCUACCACAACACACAACCUUGGAAGAGAGGAGACCAAGGUGGCAACCACAAAGCCAGAUACACCUCAACAUUUCAAGGCCAUCAGGGUGUGGACUUGGCCCGCUGGCUAUAAGCCACAGCACAUUACUUGACUCUGCUAUUUCGUACCAUGGUU